Messenger RNA from Acanthochromis polyacanthus (spiny chromis), 3027 nucleotides. Its product is annotated as solute carrier family 40 member 1. Gene Ontology annotation, molecular function: iron ion transmembrane transporter activity. Gene Ontology annotation, cellular component: membrane. The record is from RefSeq and is a predicted model, not a curated record. NCBI's taxonomy places the organism in Eukaryota, Metazoa, Chordata, Actinopteri, Pomacentridae. Gene Ontology annotation, biological process: iron ion transmembrane transport. Bases 1 to 1773 code for a protein of 590 amino acids. The transcript is spliced from 8 exons.
AUGUCCCAGCGAGCAGAUGCCUCCCAGUGUGGCGGGGUCGUGGUCGAGUUUGAGUCUGACGACAUCAGGGAUGCAAGAGCUGAUAAAGAUAGGAGUAUACCAGGUUCAGCUCUUAUCUACCUCAAGGGUCCCAAGUUUCUCAUCUAUGUCAGUGGAGCGUUGUCAAUGUGGGGCGACCGCAUGUGGCACUUUGCAAUCUCUGUGUUCCUGAUUGAGCUGUACGGUCACAACCUGCUGCUGACUGCGGUGUUUGGACUGGUAGUGGCUGGGUCAGUGCUCCUGCUUGGAGCUUUGAUUGGAGACUGGGUUGAUCGCAAUCCCAGGAAUAAAGUUGCACAUGCGUCUCUUUUCAUUCAGAACAUCUCAGUGACAGUGUGUAGCAUUGUGCUCAUGUUGGUGUUCUCAUACAAACAAAGGAUUGAACAGAUCUGGGAUGGAUGGCUUACUGUGGUUUGUUAUACGGUGGUGAUCGUCCUGGCAGAUGUGGCAAACCUUGCAAGCACAGCACUGACCAUCGCCAUUCAGAGGGACUGGAUUGUGGUUAUCACAGGCUACAACAGAGGUCACCUGGCUGGAAUGAAUGCAACCAUGAGGCGGAUAGAUCAGGUGACUAACAUCCUGGCCCCACUAGCAGUGGGACAGGUCAUGACCCUGGCCUCCAAUGUAGUUGGCUGUGGCUUCAUCCUGGGCUGGAACCUGGUGUCCCUCAUUGUGGAGUUCUUCUUCUUGUCCCGGGUUUAUCGCAUCGUCCCUGCUCUGUCAGUCAAACCCCCGGUGGUGGACGUGGAUCAGACGUACCUGCAGAAGAUCGAGAGGAGAAGGUCACAAGGUAUGGGCCGCAGUGUUGCACCACCUCAGCCUCUGACGGAGGGCAACUGCAACUCCAGAGUGCACCUGAAAGAAAUCACCAACCUGCCACUGUGUUUCCGGAGGUUUCGCUGGCUGGUGAGCACCUGUAAAGACGGCUGGAGGGCCUACUAUCGCCAGCCUGUCUUCCUGGCAGGAAUGGGCCUGGCUUUCCUUUACACCACAGUCCUGGGGUUCGACUGCAUCACCACCGGCUAUGCCUACACUCAGGGCAUAAGCGGAUCCCUCCUCAGUCUGCUGAUGGGCGUAUCAGCUAUCACAGGGUUGAUGGGCACCGUGAUGUUCACCAGACUCAGGAAGACCUAUGGCCUGGUUAACACAGGCAUCAUCUCCAGCUGCCUCCACCUGGGCUGCUUGCUGCUGUGUGUGUGCUCGGUGUUUGCCCCCGGCAGCCCUAUGGAUCUUAGCUUGCUGAUGCCCUACAUUACCUCCAACUCCUCCGCUGAGCUCGACGGGAUGGCAGGCCAAAGGCAAAAACACACUUAUCCUCUGACGGGAGGCAGCAAUCAGCCACUGCUGCCCGACCGCUCCUCCAUCCACUGGACCAACAACACUGUGCUGUUUGACAAUGUGCCGUCUGGCACAGCACCAGAGUCCUACAUCUCCAUUAUCCUGCUGUUCUUGGGUGUCAUCACAGCACGCAUUGGUCUUUGGUCCUUCGACCUGACCGUGACCCAGCUGCUCCAGGAGAACAUCUGUGAGUCAGAGAGAGGAGUGGUUAACGGAGUCCAGAGCUCCAUGAAUUACCUGAUGGACCUGCUUCACUUCAUCAUGGUGAUCUCCGCUCCACAGCCACAGCACUUUGGCAUCCUAGUCAUCAUCUCUGUGUUAUUCAUCACCACUGGACACACAAUGUACUUUUUGUACGCACACAAAGCCAAGAGAAAACGCCGCCUCGACACAUAAGGAGCAGAUACAACUUCCACAACCAUGCAUGAGAUGCUCACCGGCACUGAAUCCACUCUGCACCUCUGAAAUGAAUGUCUCCCUCCUGUUCCUCCAGCAGUCUUAUUGCAACACUCUGCUCCUGACUUAGCCAUUCAUUUCAGCACAACACAGCAAGUGCCUGCCCCACCUCGGUUGCUUUCUCCCUGCAGGGCCACUCGCCUACAGCAGCAAACAAGAACUCAGGUGAAGCAGAGUGGGAGACAAGCUCUCCCUUCAUGUACAUAAGUUGAGGUGGCUACAAUAAAUGCAGCAAUGAUACCUCCAGGGGAAAUGUCCUUAUCUAGCAUGCAAAGGGACACAAAGGUAAUGGCUAAGGCACCAGCACAUGCCUUUGCAAGCUCUGCAGAAUGACUGCAUAACUUUCAACUUACACAGCUUUUUAGGUGGGAGGGUGGAUGGAUGGAGAGAUUUUUCUAACCUUCACUCAGAUGAUACAUGCACAUACAGACGAGACUUUGACAAGUGGCAUUGAUGUUACUGAUCCGUCCACUUGGAAAUAUUCCAGGAUGUCCAGAAAGGAACAUAAAGGGAACUAGAUGUAAGAUUGUUUGAUUUUUAAAAAAAAAUCUGAAAGGCAGCCCCCCUUUUAAUGGACAGAAGUGAAAGUAUUUCCUUCCCCUGGUUUGUUUCUGUGUGGAUGAAUCAAGCAAACAUUUGCCUUUCUUUAAUGCAUGUAAACCUUAUAGCUUAUGAGUUAUAACAACGAAAAUAUCAUCACAUCAUGUCAUGUAUUUUAGUCAGACUUUAAUACAAACUAUUUUAUUCUUAUUGCUUGUGUAGUUAGCUUACAAAAAAUUUCCAUACUUUCCUAUAUAAAGAGUGAUAUUAAUAGUUUUAUAGAAAUCCAAGUGGAAACCAAUCUUCAUUUUGUGACAUGUUUGAAAUCAGUGAUAGCUACAUGUUGAUCUAUGCUACUGGCAGUAUUCUUUCACACUUUGCUUCAUUCUUUUGUAGUUCUGAUGAACUAAACAUUACCUUACCUCAACAAAGAACAGAAACACUGAAUACAACCUGGGAAUUACUCUCAACUACUGUAUGUUUUCAUAUCUCAGUCAUGUACAGUAGAAAUAACAUCAAAGUUGAACCUUUUGUCAUACAACCAGCAUCACAUCUCAAUAUAUUUGUAUUAUUUUCCUGUGAAAUUUCUAUAUUGUAUGUUGUCCUCAUUUUUAAGACUGAUAUUUAUGAUAAUAAAGAUGACUGAAGAGGAAC